AUGGCCAUGGCGUCGAAUGGACAAACAAGCUCUCACGAUUCAUCACCUAGUCACCCAAGACAUGCACCAUCCAGAAAAUCAACCAAAAACUCAACGAUAUCGUUCAUGCAGCAGCCAGAAAGCUUGAUUUUGCCGGAUGGUGCGAUAGGGGCCGAUGCUGCUGAGCUACUGGAGGAGUUUGUUCAUCCGCAUCAUCCUGGCCGAGCCUACCUGACGGAGACAACACUGGUGGAAUCUGACACCUCUGCUGGAGAUGAAUCCGACAAUAACUCAAGGAAGGAGGUCAAGUCUCCGUGGUGGAAGAAGCCUUCUCCUUGGUGGUUGCUCAUGUUAAUGCCCUUUACCGCUAUUGCCACCUCCGCUACCAUAGCACCUCGUAUUGAAAUGUACACCAUUUUAGCUUGCAAGACCCAUCGUCCGGAUAUUUUUCGGGAAGUAUAUCCAGACUAUGAUAUGCAAGGCCUUGCAUCAGCCCUCUCCAGAUCUUCUGACCAAGUUGGGCCAACUUAUGCAUCCAACUCUUCGAGUGUACUAUCGGCACUCAGCGAGGUCUCUUUUUUGUCCACGGAUACUUGGACGGAUGGUAUUGAAAACAUGUCGAGAAGACCAAUCAAAAAGAACAAAUGUGCGGCUGAUCCUACAGUCGCUGCUGCUGUUGCAAAGCUGACAGCAGUAAUUUCUACCUGGAUGGGCACCCUGAGUAUUCUAACAACAGGCUGGUGGGGUGCUUUCUCUGACCGUUAUGGACGAACCCGAGUCAUGGGGAUAUUCAUCCUCUCGCUCCUAUUUGCGGACUUAAUGUUUAUUAUGGUAGCAAAAAUAUCACACCGCCUUCCAGGGGGAUACUGGUUUCUAGUAAUUGGACCCUCUUUAGAGGGCCUACUUGGAGGCUCAGCCACUGCUAUGGCUGCUAGUCACGGGUAUCUGGCGGAUAGCACGACUGAAACUACCAGAACAAGAGUCUUCUCAUUAUAUUUGGGAUUCCACUUCACCGGCAUGUCACUGGGAUCCGCAAUUGGUAGCUUGUUAAUUCGGUAUACCGGCCACAUAUUAUCUGUUUUCUACCUUGCCACAAUUCUACACCUCAUUUACACCAUUCUGGUGUGGACGGUCGUCCCAGAGUCGUUGACUCAGGAGCAGAUGGACGAGGCCAAGGAAAAUUACGCCGACGAGCUUCUAGAGUCUUCCAACAAUCACAACAGAAACCCCGCCUCCAUAAGAAUCAUUCCCUAUAUCAAACGGCUGUUCUCCUUCUUGAGCCCAUUGGCCGUGUUUAAGCCCACAGUUACCAAACCUGGUCAAAAUCCUCUUGCGAAGCCAAAGAAGGACUAUAACCUGGCGUUGGUUGCCAUUGCUUAUGGAGCUACUAUCUCCCUCAUGGGUUCGAACUCAUACAAAUAUCAAUAUGCAGAGUCGACGUUUGGGUGGAAGACGACGACAGUUGGGUAUUGGGUCAGCUUGACCGGGGUCACACGAGCACUUUUCUUGACAGUUGUUCUACCAGUCAUUAUUAAAAUUCUCAAACCUGAACCAGCGCAGAUUAGGCUGCCAGCAGAUCCCAACGAAACAACACCUCUCAUCAGAGGAGCGUCAAAUGGGAAACGCACGCGGCGCUCAAUAUCAUCCAGCCGUGUAAUGAGGCACAGGGAGGUACACUCUCCCGCUUUUGAUCUAGGCUUAGCACGAGCGUCUCUGGCAGUAGAGAUUGUUGGCUACGCCAUGAUGGGUCUUGCACCAGUAGGGUGGAUGUUUAUGCUAUUUGGAGUGGUGGGCUCCUUUGGUACCGGAUUCAGUCCCGCCGUGCAAAGUGUCAUCCUAUCUCUGUAUGCGAGCAGAGGUGGCACGGAGAUAGGCAGGCUAUACGGGGCCCUCAGCGUUAUACAGGCAUUAUGCUCUCAGAUUGUCGGGCCAUCUGUAUAUGCGUUCGCGUUUGUCAAGACUUUUGGCAUAUUUCCACCCGCGAUAUUUUUUAUCAGCGCAUUCUGUGUCACGACUUCGUUUGUAAUGCUCAGUUUUGUGAGAAUUCCAAAGGAAGAAGGCUUGCAACCGUUUGCAUCGGUAACGGAAUCAGGGGCCACCUCUGAGCUCUGA
Messenger RNA from Psilocybe cubensis, 2091 nucleotides. RefSeq lists its product as uncharacterized. Gene Ontology annotation, cellular component: membrane. The coding region runs from base 1 to 2091 and encodes 696 amino acids. The transcript has 10 exons. Gene Ontology annotation, molecular function: transmembrane transporter activity. NCBI's taxonomy places the organism in Eukaryota, Fungi, Basidiomycota, Agaricomycetes, Agaricales, Agrocybaceae. Gene Ontology annotation, biological process: transmembrane transport. The record is from RefSeq and is a predicted model, not a curated record.